Fibroporia radiculosa is the source of this 663-nucleotide messenger RNA. RefSeq lists its product as uncharacterized. The transcript has 5 exons. The record is from RefSeq and is a predicted model, not a curated record. NCBI's taxonomy places the organism in Eukaryota, Fungi, Basidiomycota, Agaricomycetes, Polyporales, Fibroporiaceae. The coding region runs from base 1 to 663 and encodes 220 amino acids.
AUGGUUUGGGGCUCUCAGUCAUUCGAUCCAAUUUCAGACCUCUCGGACAUAACAGGCAAGGUUAUUGUUGUCACCGGUAGCAGUGGUGGCAUAGGGUAUGCGACCAUCCAACACCUCGCGCGGCAUGGGGCGAAGGUAUACAUGGCGGCUCGGAACGAGGACAAGGCUAAAGCGGCGAUAUCUCGUUUGCAUUCCGAGGGUCUCGGGCCAGGCAACGGAGAGGUGCUCUUCCUAAAGCUCGAUUUGAGCGACCCGAACGAUGUUCGAACCGCAGCGGACGAGUUUAUGAAGGAUGAAAGCAGACUCGAUGUCCUCGCAAGGGACCCGCAAAGUGAUGUCCGGAUCAUCAAUGUAAGCUCUUAUACUGAUUUCAAGUGGGUGUUCUUGACACAGUUCUAUUGGUGGCCACCACAGGUCUCUUCGAGCGGUAUCUCGUUCCUCAAACGCGGCAUUCGUUUCCGCGACCUGGAUGACUUCAAUGACGAGCACAGAGGCGAGCUAGCCCCAGGGCUAGCCAGAUACUGCAGGAGUAAGCUGGCCAAUGUCCUGUUCACCACAGAACUGCAGAAGCGACUCGAUGCUGCGGGGAUCCCCAUCGUUGUCAUGGCCGUUGAUCCCGGCCUCACGGUGUCAUCAACGACACUGCCUCCCAACCCCCCGUAG